Messenger RNA from Aspergillus nidulans FGSC A4, 1980 nucleotides. RefSeq lists its product as uncharacterized. The coding region runs from base 505 to 1434 and encodes 309 amino acids. Lineage: Eukaryota; Fungi; Ascomycota; Eurotiomycetes; Eurotiales; Aspergillaceae. The record is from RefSeq and is a predicted model, not a curated record. The transcript is spliced from 2 exons.
GGGUUCAACUCAACUACAGCUGUCUCAACGCACCUUCGCCACAACAAACCUGGAACUCUCAUCUUCUCCUGGGUUCUACUCUUACCGUAACCCCAGGAUUUGUCACGUCUGGUCUUCAGGAGUCACCUCCCAGAAGAUCCUCGGUCCCUCGCCCAGAUUCUCUGCUUGACACAGAGCGGAGACUCGUAUCCUUGUCUCGACUUCACUCAACGCUCGGGAAUUCGACGUCGUUCAAAUGCACGCUUUUUAUAUCACAGCCUUUCAAACCUCCUCUCCCCUCGAAUCCGUGCCACGGUGACGCCUCGUCGUUGCUCUCUCGAUUUCGUUGUCCUUUUGAUCGGCGUCGAUCGGGUUUUUCUGGACGAUAUCCUGUACAAUAUACUGGGUUGUGCUUUUGGUUUGGUUUGUUAGUUUUUAAUCGGUAAUUUUGGGCUUUCAAAAGUUGUCGGUUCUUGCUGUUGCUCUUGCAUCUUCAUCGCGAUCGAUAUUCAUGCUCUUGCGAUAAUGUACCACUACUCUCCGCCACCCACCGGGUGGUCCUCGUUCGACUACAUGAACUCACCCCCGACGUCUCCUCACUACGCCUACUAUGCGACGCAGUUCACCAACCCCUUUGGCUCCCCCCGCGGCCCCACGAAGCGCCACGGCCGCAAAGCGAGCUACGCGGCGCCUCCCAGCAAGGACGCCGGAGCAUGGCACUCUGGAUACGGCCACGGUUUCUACGGCCCUGUGCCCGAAUAUGGCAUCCCGUCCAAACACCCGGAAAAUGUUCCUGUUUUUGAUGAGGCUGAUGCCGCCAAACGAUCGCGCGCUCGUCGCCAGUCCACUUCCACCCGGAACGUGCCCAAGCCGAAGCCUGCGACUGCAUCUAAGCCCCCGCCAAAGGCCACCGAAGAGGAUGCCAUACGCGCAAAGAUCCCCCCCGGCUACUCGCUCAAGAACUGGGAUCCCACGGAAGCGCCGAUUAUCCUGCUUGGCAGUGUGUUCGAUGCCAACUCUCUCGGCAAGUGGAUCUACGACUGGACCGUCUUCCAUCAUGGCGCCUCAACCCCAAUGGCCGACGUUGCGGGUGAACUCUGGCUAUUGCUCAUCAAACUUGCUGGCAAAAUCAAGCGCGCAGCGGAGUGCGUGGACCGAAUAAAGGACGCCGAAUCUCAGGAAACAGUGGAGGACUUUUUGGAAAGUGGUAAGCGCCUCUGGAAGCGCUUUAAGAAGCUGCUGCAGACGUGCGAGCAAUUUAUGUGGAAGGCCGCUAAGCGGGAGGACGGCAAGAGUGUGUCGAUGGGCCGCAACGCCGGCUGUGAAUUUGUCGAGUCUAUCUUUGGUCGCGAUCGUGAGUUGGAGAAUACGGAGAAGCUGAUGAACAGCAUCCGUGUGUGGAAUAUGCGCUUCGAUGCGAACUGCGAUGACAUUCUGCGAAAGCGAACUGCCUAAAAAACUAUAGCACAACCAGACAGUACCUUGGUUGUACUCGAACCCAGUUUACCCCAGUUGGAUUUCCCCACUUCCACGGUUUGGGAAGUGUUUAUUACUCGGAUUGCAUUUGAGCGCGUUUGGUUUGCUCGUUGCUUCUGAUCUGAAUUUGCAAGCGAUUUAUCUGCUUGGUUUACCGAACAUUUACAGAACGGAUCUAUUAUUUUACCAGAGAUCCAAAGAACGUCUUUCCUUUGUCUUUUCCUUUGUCAUACAGCUUUGUUUCGGUUCGGUUCGAUUUCCCUCCAUUAGCAUUUGCGAUAUCCAGCAUUUAGGAAGGGAUUCUGUUUUACUUUUCUGUUUUACUUCUUUUGGAGUGCACGCUAUGCUCAUGGACAUGGACAGGAGUUUAGUGCUUGAGUCGAGUCAUUUGCUCUGCAUCUCUGCUUUAUGAUACCAUUCUGCGAUCUCGAUCUGCUUGUCUCAGAUUUGGUGGUUGAUUCGCUCUUUGAUGCUUAACCCACUACUACCAUCUACUAAUAGACUUGGAAAUAUACUUACUUACUU